Molecule: messenger RNA, 840 nt
Organism: Coffea eugenioides
Lineage: Eukaryota; Viridiplantae; Streptophyta; Magnoliopsida; Gentianales; Rubiaceae
Exons: 3
Coding region: 1-840 (279 amino acids)
Source: RefSeq, a predicted model, not a curated record
AUGCCAUCUAAAGCCGGUCGUGGAGCUGGAGGUGGACGGUUUACAGGUACAUCUAGAGGAAGUGCUUCGAGGGGAGCCCAAAGUCGAAGGGGACAAGGGAGAGGUGUCCCACAGGGAGGCCAGAUAUCCGCCCUCCGAGUAUCAUGUGGAUAUUGUGGGAAAUCGAGUCAUACCGAGGAUAAUUACUGGAGAAAAACUCGAAAAUAUUUAAGGUGUGGAAGAGGGACCAGGUCAAGGGUGCCAACCAGAGUAUGUUCUUUGGACCAGCGAUUGGUACCUGAACCAUCAGAGGUAGUGGAAGAUACGAUUCCUGUUUUCCAUCGUUUAACCAAAAUUUUGAUAGACCCUGGUACAACCCAUUCUUUUGUUAGCCCCACAUUUAUGCUUGGCAUUGACGUGAAAGCCGAAAGGUUACCAUAUGACUUAGAAGUAAGAACACCUACGGGUAAUCAAUGCUUAUUUGCCAACGAGGUGUAUAGAAAUUAUGAUAUUUGGGUUGGUGAGCGGAAAUUAGUCAUUGACCUUAUAAGUCUAGCCAUUAAGGGGUACAACGUUAUUUUAGAAAUAGAUUGGCUAUCUCAUUAUCAUGCUCGAUUAGAUUGUCAUAUGAAGGUGGUUGAGUUUUGCAUACCGGGUGAGGCAACUCUAAAACUAGACGUGAGGGGAGAAAAGAUUAAGUUAGAAGAUAUGCCGGUGAUUAAUGAGUAUCCAGACAUGUUUCCGCAGGAGCUGGUGUUAUUGCUACCCGAAAGAGAGAUUGAAUUUAAGGUUGAUCUAGCACCUGGACCUACUUCCAUUUCAAAAACCCCUUAUCGAAUGGCGCUGAACUUAAGGAGUUAA